This is a messenger RNA of Aedes aegypti (yellow fever mosquito), 3315 nucleotides long. It is a transcript of the gene Rtf1, whose product is annotated as RNA polymerase-associated protein Rtf1. Gene Ontology annotation, cellular component: Cdc73/Paf1 complex. NCBI's taxonomy places the organism in Eukaryota, Metazoa, Arthropoda, Insecta, Diptera, Culicidae. The transcript has 5 exons. Gene Ontology annotation, molecular function: RNA polymerase II C-terminal domain phosphoserine binding; DNA binding. The coding region runs from base 316 to 2679 and encodes 787 amino acids. The record is from RefSeq and is a predicted model, not a curated record.
CGAAAUGAGAUUGUUGUUGUCAUUCUCGCUUCAGCCAGGAAGGGUCGCGAACGAUUUUUUGGUGGAAUUUUUCUACAAUUUCCUCCGUUGGAAAAGUGCUCAUUUGUGGUCGGAAAGCACACCGGAAGUGAACUGCAUUCCGCUCGAAUCGAAUGGAAAAGUGUUUGUCGGGUAGAUAUUUGAAAAUUUGUUGCUUUUAGAUUUGUAUCCGUCGACCCAAGCCUUCGAGAGUGUGGAUAAGAGGUUGCGAGGUACUUUCCAAACUUUGGAAACCGAAGAGAUUAACGAGGCGACGACGGAGAAUUUCGAUCCAAAAUGGUGAAGAGAAAAACUCAACCAAUAAUCGAUUCAGAAAGCAGCAGCGAUUCCGGAUCCGGUUCGGAUCUUGAUUCGGAGCUGCUGUCAUUGGCCAAGAAAAAGAAAACCGCCAGGCUGGCAUCGAAUUCUCCGGGAGGGAAGUCAUCGGAUUCCGAUUCGGAGGAUGAUUCCGAGCCAGAAGCGGCAGUGCAGCGUAAGAAGCGAAAUGCCAAGCCAGCCUCAUCCUCGGAGUCGGAAGAUGAGGAAGAGGAGGAGGAUGAGGAAGAAGAGGACGAGCCGGAAGAGGAGGAGGUCAAACCCGCGGCCAAAAGUGGCGUAAAGCGUAAACAACCGGAUGAGGAGGAGGAGGAAGAGAAAGGCGGAUCGGAACCGGAGGAAGGCCAGGUUUCGUCGGAGGAGGAAGAGGAAUCUGGUACCGGUUCGGGAGAUGACAGUGAUGAUGAAAGUGGAAGCAGCAGUAGCAGCGAUUCCGAGUUCAAUGACGGGUAUGAUGAUGAGAUGAUGGGAGAUGAAGAAGAUCGGGCCAGAUUGAAUGCCUUGUCGGAAAAGGAGCGUGAAACGGAAAUCUUCAAGCGUAUUGAGCGACGCGACGUUAUGAAGACGAGGUGGGAGAUUGAACGGAAACUGAAGCUGGCCAAGAAAGCAGAACGCGCGAAGGAUAAGGAAUCGCAACCUCCGAAAAAGAAAAAGAAGAAGGACAAAGCGAAGAAACUGGCUCAGCAGAAGGAGCAAGAGGAGAAGAAAAAGAAAGCCAAGGCUCCUUCUCCUGUGCCGAAGGAACCGUCUCCACCUCCACCAGUCGUUCAGCAGGCUGAGCCUUCCGAGGGAGAAGCUAGCGACAGUUCCCAUUCCUCGCCGGACAAAUCAAAAGACGCAGAAUCGGCUUCUGGUGCUUCGGAUUAUUUCGAUCCGAAAGAACGUUCAAAGGAACGAAAGAAGAACGUUGAAGCCAAUCGAACAGAUGACAAACGAAGCAAUGCCAUGGCCAUGUUGAAAGCGAAACGAGAAGGUAAAGCCAAGCGUGAGGAAGAGGAAGCUAAAAAGGAAGCGCAGCGCAAGGCGGAAACCGAGGACAAGGAUGAUCUGGAUGAUGUUCCUGGUGGCAAAUCGCAAAAGCUUAAAGCUUCAGACAUCUAUUCGGACGAUUCGGGAAGCGAUAGUGAAGAUGAUAAAAAGUCCGAUCGUCGAUCGAGAUCCGGUUCCAGUAGCGGCAGCGGAAGCGACAGUCGUUCCUCCUCCGACGAGGAAACGUGGGACAAAGAAAAGGACUCCAAGGAAAAGAAACCCUCGUCUAGUUCGUCCAGUUCCAGUAAGAAACCUGCCGCUAUCAGCAAUAAAGAGGAGCUCAACAAGUUACGAAUCUCGAGGCACAAGAUCGAACGCUUCAUUGCGCUUCCGAUGUUCGAUCAGAUUGUGCUGAACUGUUUCGUGCGGAUCAACAUCGGGAACAACAACGGAAGACCGGUCUACCGCGUGGCGGAGAUCGUGGGAGUCGUGGAGACGGCCAAAAUCUACCAAUUUGGAAAGUGUCGCACCAACAAAGGAUUUCGACUGAAGCAUGGCAGUCAGGAGCGGGUGUUCCGGCUGGAGUUCAUUUCGAAUCAGGACUUUACGGACAGCGAGUAUCAGAAGUGGUUGAGCGUUUGCGAAGCCACUGGAACGGCGCUGCCCUAUGUGGACGUCAUUGAGAAGAAACAGCGCGAAAUCAAGGAGGCGAUACAGUACGAGUUCAAGGAUGCGGACAUCGACAAGCUGAUCGAGGAGAAGAAUCGAUUCCGGGCACAUCCGACCAACUAUGCCAUGAAGAAGACGCUGCUCAUGAAGGAACGUGAUGCAGCCCAACUGCGCGGAGAAGACGAACUGGCCCGCGACCUAAACACUCAAAUCAUGGAGCUCGAAGAGCGUGCCAGCACUCUGGACAAGAAGCGUAGCAGCAGUAUUAGUUUAAUUUCCUACAUCAACGACCGCAACCGGAAGCGCAACGUGGAAGAUGCCGAGAAGGCCAUCAAGGAGGAAAUUCGUGCCACUCGCGGUAUGAAGAUCGAAGAUCCUUUCACGCGACGUCAGACUCAGCCACGGAUGUCGUUCAAAGCAUCUGAGAAAAAUAAUGAAGUCCCCACCAUCCAAAUGCCGGCGCCUCCACCGCCGGGACAGAAGAAGAAACCAGACGAGAAGAAAGCCGCAUCCAGUGCGGACAACAACCUGUACUCGUUGCAUGAUUUUGAAAUCGAUCUGGACGUACCUCUUCCGGUCGGCUCUGUCAAUGUACUUCCGAAACCGGUGGAGAAGCCGGUCAAAGAAUCCGGUCCGAAGCGGUCACUCAACCUCGAAGACUACAAAAAGAAAAGGGGUCUUAUCUAAAGCAACACACUAUUCUUACCGAGAACGAGACAACUAUCGGUAUUACCUUACUAUUACUCUAUACUGUUUCCCACUAAGUAGCAACGGAAUUAGUAGUUGCAUCGGAAUUUGAAAAUGUUUCAAGCUUAAACAUUGACAGACUCCACCCCCUCACCUAACACACAAGACACCACACCGAAGAGUUUGGUAAUAUCUAUUCACCUGUUUUUGGAUAAAAAUUCAAACGAGCACUAGCGAAGAUUCUCACGCUAUAUCCUCCCUUGUUGGCAUGAUUGAUUCUUCGUUCGAUUAGAGAUCCUUAGAAGAAUGCUUUAUUUGAACCAUGGAAAUUAACCCGUUGCAACCACGAUCCACGGUGGGUCGACAGACAGCAGAACAAUAGCAAACUAUUACGUUGAUAAAUUGUGUAUCACUUAGACUGUCUUCUUCUUAGUUUUAUUUAUUUUCGUCAUCCCCUCACGAUAUCACCGAUGACGACGAUGACGAUGCUAAUUGUGUAGGAUAAUCAAAUUAAUACUGCUGGAAAAGCAAAUUUAAAUACUAUAAGUUCAUUGUAAGCGCAUUGCAAAAGGCAGGAAAAUAUUUCUGAGCAAGAUAAGGAAGGAAAAUAUAACAAAUGUAUUGUUAUAACUGAGA